GGCGGAGUGAGGGGUUGUUGUGACUGGUUGGGUACUAUGGAUAGGAAGAAGAAGGUGCUGGAGGUGACGGCGUCCUCGCUGGUCGACCUUAAAGCCGAACUUUUCCGCAAACAAGAAGAAUUCAAGCGUGAUAAAUUUUCCAAGGCUGCUGAUGGGCCCUCAAAGCCAAAAGCGAUCCCUAAGAAGCCUAAUAUCUGGAAUAAGCAAAAUGUUGGGGUCUCAGCCCGAGCAGAGAAAGAUGCCGAGCAGAAAGCUGAAGAGGACAACACACUUGACAAAUCCAGGAAGAAGUUGGAGGAGAAAGCACUCCUGUAUGAGAAGAUGACCAAAGGAGAUUUUCCUGAUGAGGAGACGGAGGAGCUGUACCUGGUGGAUUUUGCACAGAAGAUUAUAGACAAGCAGCGAGAGGUGCAGACAUUGUGUCACAAGGAGCAGAAGACAGACGAAGGGGAGGAGGACGUGAGAGCGCCGGAUAUGCCAGUCCCGGGUCCUAAAGACCCCGGGGAGGAAUGGGUGGAUUAUGUUGAUUCGCUGGGCCGAUCAAGACGCUGUAUGAAGAAGGACCUUCCAGACCUUUUGAAAAUGGACAAAGAUCUAAAAGGAAAAAAAGCGGCCGCUCAGGAAAAGACUUUACUGUCUGAGGAUAUGAGACAGGAGAUGCAAAGACAGCAGUGGGAGCAGGAAGAGGAAGAAGCCUCGAAGAGACCGAUUGGUCCCUUACAUUAUGAAGACAUAAGGGACAAUGAGGCCAGGCAGCUGGGUGUGGGCUAUUUUGCCUUCGCCAAGGAUGAACAAAACCGUCAGAAGCAAAUGGAAACGCUGAAUAUGCUGCGAGAUCAGACCGAAGAUCAAGGCUGAAGCGUGAGCGCCUAAAAGCAAAGCGCAAAGCAAUGCUGGACGCGCGUCUUGCCAAACUGCGGCAGCGUAAAAUGAAAAAUGUGACAGAGGAAGGAGUGGAGCCGGAGGCAGCUCAGGAUGCUGAGGAUGAACUGAUUGGGCCGAGCCAGAAGAGCCCCGUGAGCUGGAGAAGAAGGUGGAAGUUGUUGUACAGGAGAGAAGAGAUACCAAACCUGGAGCCCCCCCAUGUCAGAGAGUGGGACAGAGGCAAAGAGUUCACAUUCGGCCGCUGGUCCAAAAUCUGUGAUGACCUGAGGGAUGAACGCGAUCCCGAGUUUGCACCGCCGUCCGUCUACGCUGCAAAGCGAAAGUCAAGGAAACGAAAGAAGAGAAAGCGGAAGCAGGCAGGACCUUCUAAAGACCCGUCACAAUCGGGACCAGAACACAACCAGCAUGCACAGGAAGCACCAGGACCCAACAAGCCCACAAAGCCGGAUGAGCGGAGUCUGGAUGAAAUGUUGUCUUAUUACAGGAAAGUUACCUGA
Staurois parvus is the source of this 1382-nucleotide messenger RNA. NCBI's taxonomy places the organism in Eukaryota, Metazoa, Chordata, Amphibia, Anura, Ranidae. The record is from the annotation of a GenBank genome assembly.